GGGUGGAUUCCACCAGCUCUGCUUCAGUUUCUUUUGCAAGAAGAGCUCAGAAUCACAACAAGGAAGCUAACCCCAACAAUGAACCUGCCAUGUAAAAUUUUAGCCAGCUUCCUUCUGAUCUGCAACAUUCCCACCAAAGGUGCAUUCCCUGCAAAGGUUGAGAUCACCUGCGGUAUCCUGGACCAUGACGUCAACCUGACCAUUUCUGAUUUCCCGAUGAAUGAUUCUAUAGAUGAUAUACGAUGGUACAUAGCACAAACCAAAACCAAGAUUGGGCAAUUUCGCAAAGGCAAGGACAUUUACCAGCUAAAUGAAACAUAUCACAUAUUCUCAGAUGGAACUCUGCAAAUUAAAAAUCUGACGAGAAAUAGUAACGGUACCUACCAGGUCAUGCUAUUUGAUAUACAUGGGAAAAAUGUGCUGGAAAGAACAAUUGAUUUGAGGAUUCUAGAUGAGGUCCAGAUAGGCACAGAGUGUAGCCAUGAAGAUUUCAGCCAAGAGAGGGCAGAACCGGGUCUCCUGAUUCCAGAGAUGGUCUCAAAACCAGUGAUCUCCUGGAAAUGUAUCAACAGAACUCUGACCUGUGAGGUAAUGAAUGGAAGUGAUACUGAGUUAAAACUGUAUCUAAAUAAUAAACCUGUCAAUACAAGUCAUCAGAAUAUCAUUACACAUGAAUGGCCCAACUACCCGAACCCAUCAUUCAGCUGCUGCGUGGCAAAAAACGAAGUCCUUGAGGAAACCUGUGUAGCCAACAUCAGCUGUACAGAGAAUGGUCUGAAUAUCUCUCUCAUCAUCAGCAUUACUGGAGGAGGCAUCAUCCUUAUCAUCUUUGUGGCACUGCUCAUUUUCUGUAUCAGCAAGAAGAGAAAACAGAGCACCAGGAGAAAUGAUGAAGAGCUGGAGAUAAGAGCUCACAGAGUAACCACUGAAGAAAGGGUCCGGAAGCCCCACCAAAUUCCAGGCUCCACUUCUCAAAAGCCAGCAGUUUCCCAACCUCCUCCACCGCCUAGUCAUCGUUCCCAGGCACGUGGUCAUCGUCCCCCGCCCCCUGGCCACCGUGUCCAGCACCAGCAGCAGAAGAGGCCUCCUCCUCCUUCAGGCACACAAGUGCACCAGCAGAAAGGCCCACCCCUCCCCAGACCUCGAGUUCAACAGAAACCUCUCCCCGGGGCUGCAGAAAACUCAUAAUUCUGUCUCCUGAAAUAGGUAACCCCUUUCUCUAAUUGGAGUCCUGGUGGCGCAGUCGUUAAGAGCUCAGUUGCUAACCAAAAGAUUGGCAGUUCGAAUCCACUAGCCGCUCCUUGGAAACCCUGUGAGACAGUUCUACUCUGUCCUAUAGGGUCCUCUAAUUACAAAAAGGUUGUAGAAACCAGUCCUUUUCAACAAAAAGUACUAUGGAAUGUCUUUACUCAGGUAUGCACACUUGUCCUUCCAUCAAGUGUUUUUGACAUGUAGAACGUUACCGCCUCCAAGGUCAUGUCUGAACCUUCUAACUCAGCCACAUGGUCUAACAUCUCCAGUCUUUGCCUCCUCAGAGAGCUCCAUCAUGCCAGGGGACAAACAAGAAAAUUGUGCUUCUUGGGAGGUUGGGUGAGCGAGCACAAAAAUCCCAGAGCUCUUUGGUCUCCCUCUCAGACCAUGUGCAGAUUUGUGAAGUCCACUGAUGGUUGUGCCUGCGUCUAACUAAAAGCAGCUUAUCUGCUGGGGACUCUUGGGUUUCACAUGUGCCCUGGUAUGCACUUGCCCAUGGUUUUGUAAGUAGACGUGAAAUAAAAACUUUGACAUAUCCCCAGUGUCUGCUCAUUGUAGACAGGAACCCAGCAUGGAGGAGAGGAAGCUGCUGAAUGAGAAGGAAGCUGGUUGGUAUAACGACAGGGUUAGAUUUGGUCAUUCCAAGUGACCUGGACACCUUAACCCCCAUCAGAAUAACCAGCCUAUGCUCCCCAGAUCUCAGCAGCAAAGCUGGGUCCAAUAGUCUGCUUGUAUAAUGAACUGAGAUCUCUAGGCACAAACUCCAACAAGAAGCAGCAGAAAAUGUAAUCAUUUGGAUCUCACUUCCUUGAUUGCUCCAAUAGAGCCACAAUGAUUCACAUGGUCAUCCCUGAAAAGAGGGGAAUCCACAAAUGCUGGAGGAGCCAUGAGCCUGUCAGACAGUACACAAAAGGACAGGCUAAGACAGAACCCAGUUGAAUCAAAUUCUACUUGUCUUAAAGGACCAUUAUUAAAAGCUCAGACCCCAUCCCCAGCUAUCAGUCAUGCUAGCUGAACUUUGGGGAAGUGGAGAGAAAAAACAGUUUGCAGUUAAAGUUCUGAAACAAUAGGCAGAGAGAAGGGACCUGCUUUGAAAUGCUGGUGCCAUGUUUGUGGUCCCAUCAGCCCGCCUUCUCCCUGGCUUCUUAGACUUGUGAAGUCUUGUUAAGUUCUGGCAGGAAGCUCUGAGGUCUAAACCACAAAGUCUAAAUACACUCAAGGCUUCCUGUGAGAACUCACUGAAGGUUGAACUGCUUUUUUCUCUGACCCUGAGUGUCUAUUUUUUGGCACCCGCAGUUAAUUAUUAAGGACAAUGAUCAAUAAAACUCGAUAGCCUCCUGAAAUUCAAACACAAAAUCCAGCCAGGUAACAACCAUCACAGGAUCUACCAAGUUGCAGAGAUGAGGGUCCUAGAGUUACCCCCUUCUCAUUCCUUAUUGCAUUGGGAGAGUCUGUUGGCCAUCCUACCAGAAUAGCUCAUAUCCCAUUCUCUUCCCUUCUCUGAUCUUUCCAGCCCUGUCCUCAGCCUUUCUUUUGAAAUCCUGUGGCAUUGCAUUUGGUACAGAACAUAUAUUCAAUCUUUCAUCAUUAAUUCAUUCAACAAAAAUUUAUUGACCCUCUAGUACAUAUCAGGCUCCAUGGUAGGCACUAAAAUCACAGAGGUGCAAGACUGUCUUUGCUUUCAAGGAACUGACAAUCUAGUUGGAGAGGAUGCAGACAAAUUACAGGACACAUGUAACACAGUGUGAUAAGUAUGGGACAGAGGCAAGCACAGGAGGCCAGAGGAAGGACCUUGAAUCCAGAUUGAGUGGUGGGACUUGGGUGAUACAGAAGGCUUCCUGGAGGAGGUGACAUUUGGGUUGUAAUAGAUUAGUAGUACUAGUGAAGCAGAGGUGCAAAACUAUCCGUGCAGAGGGAACAGCAAAAGCGAGGCUCACAUUAGCCACCUGCUUACACAUGUAUGCUGUUCCUUUGUCAACUGUUGCGUUUGAUCUAUUUGAAGACAAUUGAUUUUAAGUGGCACCAGUAUUUUACAUACCAAUAAGAAAGGAAAAUACUCUCAAUUGCAUUAUAAAAAAAUGCUAAGACAUAUCAACUUUUAAACAACCCCAUUUCAGAGAUGCUAAAAUAACAAAAAAAUGUGCAUUUUAAUAUUUAACUAAAUGCAUAGUAAUUAAGCUUCUUGAGGACAACAACCAUAUCUCAGUAUUGCCCUUUAUUGAAAAUAUCACUAGCCAAUUGACUGAAUGGGUGAACACAGUCCUGAUGAAAGGAAAGGAACAUAAAAGGCAUCCACAUACAUAAGGCACACCCCAUGCCCUGCUGGAAUCUCCACAAUGAGAUGCGAAGCCCAGGAAAAACAUGAACUUUGCUCGAGGUCUGUGCUGCUUUAACAUACCCCUCUGACACUACGUGUCCUCACGCUGACCCUGUACCAGAGUAUGGACCCCUGAGGAGUGGCCAGGCCAGCUCCAUAAGAAUAGCCUGUGAAACUUGUAAAAAAAAAAUACAGAUGGUUCAGUAAGUUAGAUUGAGACCAUGCAUCUGUAGUUUAACACCCUCUCCAGGUGAUUCUGAUGCAUAUGCAAAUUGUGGAACCACAGGUCUAUUUGUCCCCAAAUUAUUAAUCUCCCGUGAUUGGUCAUAUGUGAAGACUUUCAGAAAAUGCAGCAUUUUAAGAAAAACAAACAGUGAUAGACCAGUUAACUAAUGCUCAGCAGGGAAGUCUCCUUUCCACGUAAUUUACAGGACAAGUGUAACACAGUGUGGUAAGUAUAGGACAGAGGCAAGCACAGGAGAGUUUUAAUUUAAGGGAUAGGAACAUCCUAGAGGGCUAUAUGCAGAUGGGCGAUUCUGGUCUUUUUGAUAGCCUACCUGCCCACCCCACACAGCAGAUCAAUCCUCACAGAUAGGCCAGCUGGGUCUCAGCUAUGAGUAGGUCUCAGCUGUGAACUGGCAAUUCUAUCUCUGGCUUUCCGAUCCUCUUCCUCUACUCAACCGCUAAUACUGGAUUCCUCUGGGCUCUUGCGUGCUGACUGGGCUGGAGCCACACAGGUCCUCAAGCUCACCAACAUGUUUCCCACCUUAGAGCCAUCACAACACCGUUCCCACUGCCCACACACCUCACCGAGCUACUGCUAACUUUCCCUUCAGGACUCAGAUGGAAGGUCAUCCUCAGACUCCUGAAUUCUACUGUAAGUUGAAUCUUGUGAGACCAUCCAUUCUCAUUGUCUAAUUUUGUGGUCAUGAAGUUUAGAGUAACAGAAGACCCAUGGGUACUGGAGCCAGAAAUUCUGACUCUCCCUCUCUCACUGGCUUUGAAAUUUUGGGUGAUUUAUUCAGCCUUUUUAAACACUGGUUUCUUCAUCUGUAAAAUGGGGAUAACACCUCACAGGGUAGGAGUGAGGAUUAAAUGGAAAUAACACAUUUAAAUGUAGCUGG
Messenger RNA from Trichechus manatus latirostris (Florida manatee), 4692 nucleotides. RefSeq names its product CD2 molecule (gene CD2). Gene Ontology annotation, cellular component: membrane. The transcript has 6 exons. Gene Ontology annotation, biological process: cell-cell adhesion; positive regulation of type II interferon production. The coding region runs from base 79 to 1188 and encodes 369 amino acids. NCBI's taxonomy places the organism in Eukaryota, Metazoa, Chordata, Mammalia, Sirenia, Trichechidae. Gene Ontology annotation, molecular function: signaling receptor binding. The record is from RefSeq and is a predicted model, not a curated record.